Molecule: messenger RNA, 603 nt
Organism: Leptopilina heterotoma
Lineage: Eukaryota; Metazoa; Arthropoda; Insecta; Hymenoptera; Figitidae
Exons: 1
Coding region: 1-603 (200 amino acids)
Molecular function (GO): catalytic activity
Source: RefSeq, a predicted model, not a curated record
AUGUACAGCUGCUACUUCUCGCCAAACGAUGCACUGACGGACUUUGAAGCUGACAUUCGGCAACUCGAGUCGAGCCUUAGAGGAUCCAGGUUGGAUGUACUCGUCACCGGAGAUUUUAAUGCUAAGUCGCCGGAGUGGGGCGAGUCAAGGCUCGAUAAAAGAGGCAGAGUGAUCGGAGAAAUGGUCUCCAGGAGCAAUUUAACGAUUGUGAACCGGGGAAGGACAUGGACGUUUAGGAGGGGUGCAAUUGGAUCGAUCAUUGAUCUUACGAUUGCAUCAUCUCCUCUAUUCAGACGCAUAAACGAAUGGCGAGUCUCUGAGGAGUAUACCGCAAGUGACCACCAGUACAUCGAGUUUUCAGUCUCAGUGGGAGACACAGGAAAUGGUGGAAGACAGGAAGCACCGUGUCGAAAACGCCUCUCCUGGAAUGUAAAGAAAAUCGAUAAGGAGAAAUUUGUCCGAUCCCUGGAAGAAUCCCGCCUCAUUGAGGAAUUGGGUUGGGUGCAGAGGCCAAAUACCAUGGAUGCAGAGGUACGAGCGGUGAGGAAAACCAUCACCGCUGCCUGCGAUGAAUCUAUGCCGCGUCGCAGGUGUACCGCUUAA